Messenger RNA from Carya illinoinensis, 1771 nucleotides. Its product is annotated as AP-1 complex subunit mu-2-like. Gene Ontology annotation, biological process: intracellular protein transport; vesicle-mediated transport. The record is from RefSeq and is a predicted model, not a curated record. The transcript has 11 exons. NCBI's taxonomy places the organism in Eukaryota, Viridiplantae, Streptophyta, Magnoliopsida, Fagales, Juglandaceae. Bases 148 to 1434 code for a protein of 428 amino acids. Gene Ontology annotation, cellular component: clathrin adaptor complex; cytoplasmic vesicle.
UUCAACCCCCCCCCCGAUUUGAUACCUUCCUUCUCCCAUUCGCUUUCCUUCUGAUUUUUUUUUCCUCUUGCCGACUAAACGAAAGCACACGGAUUGAUGACUGUUAAUUUGAAUCGAGAUUCCUGAGUCUCUCUCUUUCUCACAGAAAUGACCGGCGCCGCCUCGGCGCUUUUCCUCUUAGACAUAAAAGGCCGCGUCUUGAUUUGGCGCGAUUACCGUGGCGAUGUCUCCGCAGCUCAGGCCGAGCACUUCUUCACCAAGCUCAUCGAGAAAGAGGGCGAUCCGCAAUCGCAAGAUCCAGUGAUUUACGAUAAUGGCAUAACGUACAUGUUUAUACAACACAAUAACGUUUACUUGAUGACUGCCUCGAGGCAGAAUUGCAAUGCCGCCAGCCUUUUACUCUUUCUACAUCGUUUAGUUGAUGUGUUUAAACAUUAUUUUGAAGAGUUAGAAGAGGAAUCCCUCCGAGAUAAUUUUGUAGUUGUGUAUGAAUUGCUCGAUGAAAUUAUGGACUUUGGCUUCCCGCAGUACACUGAAGCGAAGAUUCUUAGCGAAUUUAUCAAGACCGAUGCUUAUAGGAUGGAAGUUACACAGCGUCCUCCCAUGGCUGUGACAAAUGCAGUGUCCUGGCGUAGUGAAGGGAUACGAUACAAGAAGAAUGAAGUUUUCUUGGAUGUGGUGGAGAGUGUGAAUAUACUUGUCAAUAGCAAUGGCCAAAUAAUACGUUCAGAUGUUGUGGGGGCACUAAAAAUGCGAACAUAUUUAAGUGGUAUGCCUGAGUGUAAGCUUGGCCUAAAUGAUAGAUUACUACUGGAGACUCAAGGUGGAGCAGCAAAAGGAAAAGCCAUUGAUCUGGAUGAUAUCAAGUUCCACCAGUGUGUACGUUUGGCUCGAUUUGAAAAUGACAGGACAAUAUCCUUCAUACCUCCAGAUGGAUCUUUUGACCUGAUGACAUAUAGGCUCAGUACUCAGGUAAAACCUCUCAUUUGGGUAGAAGCACAAGUUGAAAGGCAUUCUAGAAGUCGUAUUGAGAUCAUGGUUAAAGCUCGGAGCCAGUUUAAGGAGCGCAGCACUGCCACAAGUGUUGAAAUCGAGUUGCCUUUGCCAUCCGAUGCUACAAAUCCUAAUGUCAGAACAUCGCUGGGAACUGCUACAUAUGCUCCUGAGAAUGAUGCUUUGGUUUGGAAAAUCAAGUCUUUUCCUGGUAAUAAGGAGUAUAUGUUGAGGGCAGAGUAUACCCUUCCUAGUAUAACUUCCGAAGAAGCUACUCCUGAAAGAAAGGCUCCUAUCCGUGUGAAGUUUGAGAUACCAUAUUUUACUGUCUCGGGGAUUCAGGUUCGAUAUCUCAAAAUAAUUGAAAAAAGUGGAUACCAGGCUCUUCCAUGGGUGAGAUACAUAACGAUGGCUGGUGAAUAUGAACUAAGACUGAUGUGAAGGCUGUUCUAAAUAAAAUUGCUGUCCACUUUGGAAGAAGUUUGUUUCCCUAAUUUUGGUGGGUGCAUGGGCUCUGCCUAUUAUAUUAAUACAAUCGUAUACUUAUCAAAAAAAAAUUUUGGUGGGUGCAUUAGGGUUGCUCUUCUGUAAUUAUUUUCCUUCUGAGAGUAAUGUGAAGGCCGUUUUGUAAUAGGGGCGCUCUAUUUGUUCCCAUAAAUUUUUGAAAUGUAAGGAUUGCUUUCUAAGGAUACAGUAGCUGUUCAAAACGUUGAGUCUGUUUAUUUUGUGUGAGUUCGGUCAUUUUUGUUGUGAAAUUGGACAGUGGGAUUUCAUUCAA